UUGACAAAUCGGCAGUGAAUUCGUGGCCAAAGAAAAUAAUUGAUGAAACUUUUGUGAAAAACUCGAUAUAAAGGAAGAAAUUGCACUCUUGUAUUCAAUAAAUUUGUCUGAGACAUCAUCUGUUACUAAGAAAGAUGGGGGUGGCAAUCAGCCGCUACGGGGAGUUGUCUAACAAUGAGCUGUUGGAGCGCUUCGUGUCUCCGGACAUCAUCAGCCCGAACGACCCGUUCUGGAACCAGAUGUUGUCAUUCAACAUCACCCCACCUAGCAGUGUCGAGGAACAGCUGAUCUUCGACUCCAGCACCGAGAACCUUCUCCAGCAGUUCUUGGCCAACAACGGGGACACGGGCAACCUCGGAGCCCUAGUGCAAGUCUUCAUCACGCGCGCCACGGAACUGCUCGCCUCACCCACCAGUGACAAUGUGAUGCUGGCAUGGCAGACGUUCAACGCCCUGUUCGUGAUCCGCGCCGUGGUCAAGUAUUUGGUGGAGAUGGUUCCCGAAUCUGAAGUGUGCCGCCAUGUUGAUAUUAUAGUGCAGGAUCGACGGCCGCCCGUUGCUGACCAAACAACAGACGAGGCACAGACGUCGCCCAAACAGCCGAUACUGAACGCGGAGAGCCGGGUGGAGAUGCUAGUCGACGCGCUUAUAAGCCUCAUCAUCGACGUUCCGGUCACUGACAACACAUACUACCUCCACUUGGAGUGCAUCAACACACUUCUGGUGCUAAUGAGUGUGUACAUGUUCGCCGGAGUGCACGGGCAAAGCCGCACGAUCGAGACUAGUCUUAUUUAUAGAACAUUAUUCCAAGGCCGCUACGGCAUGCAGGCGCCGCUCCUAGUGAAGACGCUGCUGAGCCAUCUGUCGAGCAUGCUCGCCGCGCCGGCGCACAUGUUUGGCACAGGCGUACCCGGCGGCAGUAUACUAGUCAAUUUGGCUUCUGGAUUCUGGAACAUGCUGACCCUGAGCAGCCCGGCCGCCCCCACCAUCUACACCAACCCCCCACAGGACAGACACACUCUGAUGCAGGAGCUACAGAAGAGACAUCCUCUGGCUAACCAAGCUUGCCUACUGUUGCUCGCGCUGGCGAAUCACUGUGCGACGCGAAACCUCUAUCGCCAGGCGCUACUCUCUGCUGCGGACACUACCAAUACAGCCACAACGCCGCAGAAGGAGCCAGAGAAAGGAACGGGACCGGAAAUGACGCCGCCCCGGAUAGACAUGGCCGCGCUCCACAAAGCCCUAUGCGCCACGGCGGGCUGCGAGCAUUCCACACUGCUUCUGUAUCUAAUGCUGCACUCGUGUAAAGCCUACAAACGGCACGUCAGCAACGUGGAACACAUAGAACACCUGAUAGUCCCAAUACUGCAAGUGCUAUACAACGCCCCAGACAGCAACUCACACCACAUAUACAUGUCGCUGAUCGUGUUACUCAUACUUACGGAAGACGACGCUCUUAUAAAGAAUGUGCACCUUAUCACAUUGAAGAACAUCCCCUGGUACACAGAGCGUCAGAUAUCGGAGGUCUCACUCGGGGGUCUAAUGGUGUUAGUGCUAGUGCGCGCUCUGCAGUACAAUAUGGCGCGCGUUCGCGACAAGUACUUACAUACCAACUGCCUCGCUGCCAUCGCUAAUAUGAGCUGUGAGUUCAGAAACCUGCACCCGUACGUUGCGCAGAGGCUGGUCUCCCUGUUCGAGACACUCUCAAAGCGGAGAGCGAGGCUAUGCAACGAAAUAGAAGGCGGAGAUAUAAAUAAUUUAGAAUUACCACAUCACGCAGAGGAGAAAACAGAAGAAAUAGUGGAACACAUCCAAGUUUUAGACGAAGUGCUGCGAAUGCUGCUGGAGAUCAUGAACUCCUGCUUGACACACCAGCUGCAGCACAACCCCAACAUGGUGUACUGUCUCCUGCACAAGCGGCAGCUGUUCCAGAACAACCCUCACCACAUCACGCAGAACAUUGAAAUGGUGAUAGGUUACUUCUCGACACGCCUCCAGCGGGUCCAAGAUGGCGCCGGAGGCGACCUCAGCGUGACGGAGGUGCUGGCGUGCAUCAAGAAAGGCGCCGAGCAGUGGUCCAGUGACCGGUUAAAGAAAUUCCCCGACCUAAAAUUCCGCUACGUGGAAGAGGAGAGGCCAGAGGAAUUCUUCACCCCGUACGUGUGGUCGCUGGUGGGGGGCUGCGGGGGGGUGUACUGGAGCAGCGAGUGCGCGCGCGCCGCCUCCGCGCUCUGCUGAUACCCGGGGGC
Molecule: messenger RNA, 2248 nt
Organism: Cydia fagiglandana
Lineage: Eukaryota; Metazoa; Arthropoda; Insecta; Lepidoptera; Tortricidae
Product: dymeclin
Exons: 18
Coding region: 135-2237 (700 amino acids)
Biological process (GO): Golgi organization
Cellular component (GO): Golgi apparatus
Source: RefSeq, a predicted model, not a curated record